AUGAUGUCUAGGCUUCCUCUUGAUAAUGUUAUUAUCAAAGCUUAUAGGGAAAUCCCUGAUUCUGGUGUUUGUGAAAUUCCUGCUUCUUUACAAGCAACUCUUGAUGUUGUUGAUGUUCCGAAAAGAGGAGGAAAGAGAAAAGCAAAAACAACUGGAGGUGUUUCAAAGAAACCAAAGCAACAAAGGAAAACAAAGUCUAAACCAGCUAUGUUUGAUGAGGCUUCGGAGGAUAGAACUCAAAGUGGUUUCCGGGUGAUAAUGUUCUAUUUACUGAAGAAGAUAUUGCACAUACUUCCGAUGCUCUACCAAAGACUUCUAAACCGAUUGCACCAACAAAAACUCGGAAGGUAUCUAUUCCACCUUCUUCUUCUAUUUUGA
Lactuca virosa is the source of this 378-nucleotide messenger RNA. The record is from the annotation of a GenBank genome assembly. Lineage: Eukaryota; Viridiplantae; Streptophyta; Magnoliopsida; Asterales; Asteraceae.